CUCUGCGCCCAAGCCUAUGUCACCCUCGGAUUUCCUGGAUAAAUUAAUGGGGAGAACCUCUGGAUAUGAUGCCAGGAUCAGGCCCAAUUUUAAAGGUCCUCCAGUGAACGUGAGCUGCAACAUUUUCAUCAACAGCUUUGGUUCCAUUGCUGAAACAACCAUGGAUUAUAGGGUCAACAUCUUCCUGCGGCAGCAGUGGAACGACCCCCGGCUGGCGUACAAUGAAUACCCCGACGAUUCUCUGGACCUAGACCCAUCCAUGUUGGAUUCCAUCUGGAAACCUGACCUGUUCUUCGCCAAUGAGAAGGGGGCCCACUUCCAUGAGAUCACCACAGACAACAAACUGCUGAGGAUCUCCAGGAAUGGAAAUGUCCUCUACAGCAUCAGAAUCACUCUGACGCUGGCCUGCCCCAUGGACUUGAAGAAUUUCCCCAUGGAUGUCCAGACAUGUAUCAUGCAACUGGAAAGCUUUGGAUACACCAUGAAUGACCUCAUCUUUGAGUGGCAGGAGCAGGGAGCUGUGCAGGUGGCAGAUGGACUAACUCUCCCCCAGUUUAUCCUGAAGGAGGAGAAGGACUUGAGAUACUGCACCAAGCAUUACAACACAGGUAAAUUCACCUGCAUCGAGGCCCGUUUUCACCUGGAGCGACAGAUGGGCUACUACCUGAUCCAGAUGUACAUUCCCAGCCUGCUCAUCGUCAUCCUCUCCUGGAUUUCUUUCUGGAUAAACAUGGAUGCGGCACCAGCUCGUGUGGGCCUCGGCAUCACCACUGUGCUCACCAUGACCACCCAGAGCUCUGGCUCUCGAGCAUCCUUGCCUAAGGUAUCCUACGUGAAAGCUAUCGACAUCUGGAUGGCAGUGUGCCUGCUCUUCGUGUUCUCAGCCCUGCUUGAGUAUGCUGCUGUCAAUUUUGUGUCUCGGCAGCACAAAGAGCUGCUUCGAUUCAGGAGGAAGCGGAGACAUCAUAAGAAGGAAGAGGAUGAGGCCGGAGAGGGCCGCUUCAACUUCUCUGCCUAUGGGAUGGGCCCAGCCUGUCUGCAGGCCAAGGAUGGCAUCUCGGUCAAGGGUGCCAAUAACACCACCACCACCAACCCCCCUCCUGUGCCAUCUAAGUCCCCGGAGGAGAUGCGAAAACUCUUCAUCCAGAGGGCCAAGAAGAUCGACAAAAUAUCCCGCAUUGGCUUUCCCAUGGCCUUCCUCAUCUUCAACAUGUUCUACUGGAUCAUUUACAAGAUCGUCCGUAGGGAGGAUGUCCACAACCAGUGA
This is a messenger RNA of Choloepus didactylus (southern two-toed sloth), 1267 nucleotides long. It is a transcript of the gene GLRA1, whose product is annotated as glycine receptor alpha 1. Gene Ontology annotation, cellular component: postsynaptic membrane; synapse; plasma membrane. Bases 17 to 1267 code for a protein of 416 amino acids. The record is from RefSeq and is a predicted model, not a curated record. Gene Ontology annotation, molecular function: transmembrane signaling receptor activity; transmitter-gated monoatomic ion channel activity; glycine binding. Gene Ontology annotation, biological process: nervous system process; chloride transmembrane transport; signal transduction. The transcript has 9 exons. NCBI's taxonomy places the organism in Eukaryota, Metazoa, Chordata, Mammalia, Pilosa, Megalonychidae.